Molecule: messenger RNA, 3322 nt
Organism: Megalopta genalis
Lineage: Eukaryota; Metazoa; Arthropoda; Insecta; Hymenoptera; Halictidae
Product: unconventional myosin-XIX
Biological process (GO): actin filament organization
Cellular component (GO): myosin complex; membrane; cytoplasm
Molecular function (GO): actin filament binding; microfilament motor activity; ATP binding
Source: RefSeq, a predicted model, not a curated record
UCCGUGCUGCAUUCUCGUUUCGAAAAAUACGGGCGAACUUGUCUUUCGCAACCUUGAGCAUGUAAAUAUUUAUUUCCGAUAAUAAUUCGUUUACUUUGAAACGACAGUUGUGAAGCGCGCGACGAGCCAUGGCUACGACAAAGACGGUUUCACCGAUUGAAUGGGAUUUAUUAAACGACUUAAGUGCUGUGCCCGAAGAUACUAUUAUAGAUUUUCUUUUGGAGCGACUGCAGCACGGUCAAAUUUACACCUGGGUCGGUCCUCUUCUGUUGGCAUUGAAUCCUAACAAUGAAGUGUCAACGUCUCACUUGUACAACAUUUCAGAGUUCGAUAAGCAUGUUGAUAUGUCUAAAAAGAUGUUCGAAUCGAAUCCCCAUAUAUUUACUGUGGCGGCGAAAGCGCAUUACAAUCUUAUUCAGGAGUUUGGAAAAGAUCGUCAGUAUGAUGAAUUAAUCAAGGUAAUCGUUAUAAGCGGAGAGACCGAAACAGGAAAGACGUUCAACGGUACAAAGUGUUUAGAAUUCUUCUGCAGAAUUAACAAACAUUCGACGUGCGAUCAGGAUCACACACAGAAUAUUAUGUUAAGAAUUAUGGAUGCCUGUCGUUUGAUAUCUGCUUUCACAACUGCAUCCACUGAGAGAAACGAAGUCAGCUCGAGACAUGGACAACUUAUACGACUCCAUUAUAAAGCUGAUGCCAUUUCUGGAGCGACCAUUAAUUCGUUUCUUUUGGAGAGAAGCAGAGUGACAAGGGGUUCACAUAAUUUCCAAGUAUUUUACCAGAUGAUAUUUGGACUGUCCCGUAUUGAACUGCAGAGGCUUCAUUUAUCCAAGUACCGAAACUACGAUAUAUUGAACAUAGAUUACAGCAAGAAAACGGACUUUCACGAAGGUUUUCAGGAUACUUUGAAAGCUCUUGAUGUUCUCGGUUUCAGAGAUGAUCAGAAGAAUCAUAUUCAUGAAAUUCUUGCUUUGCUAAUCCAUAUGGGUAACAUUAAGUUCAGAGAAAUUGACGAAGCUUGCACCAUUAAUCUUGAUGACGAAGAGUCCAAAGAAGCUCUGGAAAGGACUUGCCAGUUAAGUAGCUUAACCGAGGACGUGGUAACAGAGCUGCUCACUACCAUUCUUAUUAAUCCAAAGAGUACAUGGAGGAAACACACCUCUUAUCAUCGCUGCCUCGUCACUGCCGGCGCGUGCCGUAUGAGAUUGCACAGCAUAAUUAGACACCUGUACCAUUUGCUUUUUUAUUGGAUUUUGAAUCGCGCGAACGAUGCAUUAUCCGUAAAAUAUGAAUGUUCUCGAUGGCUAGGUAUAUUGGAUAUAUUUGGCUUUGAAUCGUUCAACAAGAAUGGCAUGGAACAGCUCUGCGUGAAUUAUGCUAACGAAAAGAUGCAGCAACAUUUCAUGGAAACGUAUUUAGAGAACCGAAAGUAUUUGCAGAAGGAGGGUUUCGUUGAAAGCAACGAACCUUCGGACAUUAUCAAUAUUUACCAAGAACGCUUGACUGUUCUCGAAGAAAUUCUAUUUACAACCUUGAACGACGCUUCUCAAUCGUUUGUAGCAACAAACGUAUCCACAAUUACACAGCUGAUCUAUAAAAAAAUGCGUGGUGUUCAAAACAAAUUUCUGACUAUAAGAAGAGACGAUUUUGUUGUGCAACAUUACUCUUGCUCUGUUGCAUAUUCCAUAGAAGAUCUGUUGUCCAAAAAUACAGACAAGGUUCCAGAUGAGAUAUCCAUGGCUUUCCAUACAAGUGAGAAUGCAUUUCUCCGUUCUUUAUUUAAAAUCGAGAAAGACCAAGAACUGCAGAUCGUGAAUUCUUCCACUAAUAAAAAAACAAUGCUGACUAAAUUGAAGCAUAGUAUAGACACGCUUCUGAAAGAACUGAAGGAAUGUGAUUUGCAUUAUGUGAAAUGCAUUAAACCCAGUCGACUAAAUGACCAUGCGUGGGAUAAAGAAGACUUUCGAAAGCAAUUAGCUUAUAUUGGUAUUUUUGAUGCUUUGUCUCUUGCUAAUUGUAAAUAUCCAAUAAGGUUACAUUAUAAAGAUUUCUACCAACGUUAUUCUAAGCAACCGGAAGAGGUGGUCGAUGUCGGUAAAUGUAAGAUGAUUCUGGAGGCGGUUGAACCUGAACAGAGACUACACACGUUGGUCCACUAUGGAAGGCAAUUUAUCUUUUUAACAGAACCCAUCUUUUUCAAAUUAGAAACCAAUAGGAGGAAUUACUUGAUAAACUGCGCAAAUAAGAUACAAGAAUUUUGGAUCAGACACAGACGCAAUAGAAUUUCUGUAAACCCUGAGACAACGAACCAGUUUGGCGUUGAGACAGAAUUGAAGAAGUCAAGUAGUUCCGAAGAUGAUGAUGAUGAUGAUGAUGUAUUUAUUUCUAGUCCAGUUUUCCUGAAUCAUAAUAUUGUUGAAACGAAAGAAAAGCCAAUCGAAGAUUUUAUAGGAAAUAAUAUCUUACUAAACAGUAACAUAACAGAAAUCAAUGUAGAAAGAAUCAAUUUAAAUACGACACAAAAAUUGGUUAACGUCUGUUCAAAGAAAGAAAAUAUCGUUUUAAAACGAAAGGUCAAUGUUCCAGAGGUAUUACAUGACCCAAAAAACAUACAAGAAAAAAAUGUUUCUAAAUACCAAUUUAUGAAGAUCAUAAAAAACACUGUUAAAAAGUUGAUCAGAACAGUUAUACCCAAGAAAUUACAAAGAUUUACGCGUGGCGAAGGAUACAAAAAAGAAACGAGAUUCAGUGAUAAUAAUAACAAUUUGAUGAGAGAGUACUUUGAAAAUAAGAUGUCGGGGAAAAAUGUAAGUAGAAUUCAAAUUGGCAAUUGCACGCUAUUCCUUGGAAAUAGAAUUUUAAGUAGACGUAAGCUCUGCGAGACACCAAUCAGGAUACAUAUUAGACCUACGCGAUCAAAUAAUCUCUAUUCCCUUCACUUAAUACAACAAACGGAAUUAUCACGAGGACUGCAAGAUUGUAUUUGAAAGACGCGGCCUUGAAUUUUAUCAAGAGGUCAGUUUUACUUCAGUUUUCCUUUUUAUCUUUACAUAAAUUAAACAUUUUGCAACAUAUUUUGCUAGAGAUUUACAGGCCAAAUUGUCAUAGAAACUAGAUGUUAUUGCAAUAAGGAUUGUAAUUAACGACACUUGAACGGGGUAUGUACAUGCAUCAAUAUAUAAAUGUUUUCUCGCAUGAACGAGGAAAUAUUAAAAUUCGAUGUAUUUUCAAACUCGGAUAGUGUUGUAUGAAAUUUGUACUUGGACAGUGUAUUAAGACCAUUAAGUUAAAUUUAGAAAUAAAGAUUAUCAUUUUAAGUGUA